Messenger RNA from Colletotrichum phormii, 1551 nucleotides. RefSeq lists its product as uncharacterized. The record is from RefSeq and is a predicted model, not a curated record. The coding region runs from base 143 to 1063 and encodes 306 amino acids. Lineage: Eukaryota; Fungi; Ascomycota; Sordariomycetes; Glomerellales; Glomerellaceae. The transcript has 2 exons.
CCCCCCCCGACCGUCCAACCACCACGGAAAAAAAACCACAGCAGGUUGUUUUUCCAAACCUGCCUCACCGCCCACCGAAUGUUCGUUCCCGCGUCCAUACCCUCCCAGGAUCUUCGGAUGGAACAGGCCAACAGUCAACACAAUGUCUUCGGAGCAAGAUUAUCAAGAUCUUUUCGGUCCUCAAGCCAAGAGGGCCAAACGUGGUCGACAACAGCUGCAAACCGACAAGUCCGCGAAUGCCAUUCGAAUACGCGAUAAUCAACGACGAUCACGCGCCCGCCAUAAGGAGUUUGUCGACGAGUUGCAGCGCAAGGUCCAGGACUACGAGAAGCGGGGGACCCAGGCCUCGUUGCAGAUGCAAAAGGCUGCUCGAGACGUCGCCUUUGAAAACUCACGAUUGGCGACCGAAAACACUCGUUUGCGCGCCCUGCUGGUUAGCAAGGGCGUAUCGAAUGGAGAGGUGGACGCACACUUGCGAUCGUUCGAUGACGAAGGCAGCAAAGGCUCGCCCACCGCGUCAAACACGACGACCCUCGCUCCCAUCCUCAACACACCCAUUCUCCUCGAACCAUCACCGACCCAAUUGCCUCCGCUGCAGGAACACUUUGGCAAGGCCAGCUUCUCGUCCGAGACGGAAAACGAGCAUCUGGCAUCCAAGAGGAAAUUUGGAGACUCGCUGCUCCCGCCGGUACUCACCCUUACUCCAACUCCUGAUGUCCAACAAUCCUCCCCGCUAGACAGGCUCGCCGUCCUCGCCGACGCUAGUCUCAAUCGCUCCUCCCAAACUGGCUCGGCAUCCAACACUGUCUCGGAACCAUCCAGGAGCCCUCAUCCCUAUCAUCGUCGGAGUGAGACACCUCCCCGUCCCUUGGAAUCCCAUCAGCAGCCCCCACCGGCUGCCUCGCCGCUCGAAAUGUCUUGCAAUGCUGCGGCACGUAUCAUUGCCGAUAUGCAAGGACAAAGCGACGACCGGGCCACUCGACUGGCUUUGGGCUGCGGCGCUCAGGAUGAAGAAUGUUUUGUUAGAAACACGUCUGUCUUCCGAAUGCUCGAUCAUCGAUGAUGAGACCAGCCCCAAACGGUCUACCAGCUCGCGACAGGCUAUGGCUCCUGUAUUGAUGACUCAUGAUACCCUGGGUACUAUUUGUACAACUCUACUCAAGUUAUUUUCGUCGCUAGUAUGGAUAUCCUGCGCAUCAACAACGCGUGUGUCUAUUCGAAGACGCACCAAGGGGUCCUUUCGCACCCCAAUACCGCCAGUUCAUCACUUCGGAAGCCGAUGACAACGGUUGAGUGCGACUAGCGAAAAGUUGUUCCUCAAUAGGUGUUAUCAUCGACGGACUAGUCAGGACGACCUGAUGCGUGCGUUCGCUUCUGGCGCGGGAAUACUGCCUACCACAGAGAUCGAGGAUUGGCCGCCCAAGCUGAGGGCAGUCUCACUAGCCACACGGUAGAUUGACGGAUCGCGUUUGAGGUCGACCACCUCCGCGGCUCUCCGGCAGACAUGCUUGGCUCAGAUUGAUACCCUCAGCUUUCCCUGCCUCUAAGCGU